Molecule: messenger RNA, 569 nt
Organism: Cladocopium goreaui
Lineage: Eukaryota; Dinophyceae; Suessiales; Symbiodiniaceae
Source: the annotation of a GenBank genome assembly
UUGGCUUUCUCUUAGAUGAACUUUUUGAUGGCGCAGCAAACCUUGAAGCCCUGGCGCGGCACCCUUUCGCCAAUUUUGUGGUGCAGCACAUUUUCGAGCAUGGCAUGCCAGAACGGAAAACCAGAUGCUUUCAAAUGCUCCUGCCCUAUGUCUUACAGCAUGCUACCCACAAGACAGCCAGCAACGUUGUGCAGCGGAUGCUGGAACAUGCCGACGUGAGUAGCCAGGCGCUGAUUGCAGACGCCUUCUUAGCUGGGGAGGGUGAAGAGUCACUCGAAACGAUUGCGGCCACACGCUAUGGCAGCUUCGUGAUCCACUCUCUGGUGGACAAGUUGCAUCCGCGCAUCGACGCCGUGAAGGCGCGCGUGAAGGCGGCACAGCCGCAGCUCUCGGAGUCCAAGUUUAGUCAAAAGAACAUUUUGGAUUUCUUAGGUGAGGCCUUCUUCGACGAUUGAGGCGGGGGCCGAUUUGCUCCGGUCUAUGAGAUUCGAGUGCAACUCUUCAAGAGGGGCCCGGUGACGGUUUUUUGAGCCGGAAACGACUGCAGACACCCAGGUCGGCGCCAGAAC